Molecule: messenger RNA, 1623 nt
Organism: Zerene cesonia (dogface butterfly)
Lineage: Eukaryota; Metazoa; Arthropoda; Insecta; Lepidoptera; Pieridae
Product: post-GPI attachment to proteins factor 2-like
Exons: 3
Coding region: 214-978 (254 amino acids)
Biological process (GO): GPI anchor biosynthetic process
Cellular component (GO): Golgi membrane; endoplasmic reticulum membrane
Source: RefSeq, a predicted model, not a curated record
GGGUAACUUUGAGUGAUUUAAUUUGACAUAUUUUGUUGGCAGCAGGCACUAGGCAGUAGACAAAUUGCAGAUACAUUGCAGGAUGCUCAAAGCAGAUUGCGGUUUUCAAGUUUAAACUGCAUUUUGCUUGUAGUCUCAGUUUCGUGACUAAAGAUAAACCUAGUAACUUUUGACCGAGCAUCUCGUGCUUCCUAUGUAUAUAAUAGUUACCAAAUGCCAAUGUAUUUACCUCUUCAUAAUGCGUCCGAAAAGAAGUACUUUAUUAAAAUUCCAGUUACUAAAUUAGGCUUUGUUACAGUGUCUUUGCCAUUAUUUGCGUUUGUUAUAUGUGUUCUAAUGACGAUGUUGAAAGAUUUUGAAAGAGCAAAUAAUACUCACUGCAAAGUUCCCAAUGUAUUUCCGUCGAUAUCAGCAUCUAUUGGAAACUAUGAACCACAACGAACUAUUUGGAAAACGGCUAUAUUCAUUCACGCUCCAUUAAGGUUUUUUAUAAUUUAUUUACGAUGGGAAUAUUAUAGAAGCAUCAUUAGAAAAAAUUGUUUAAUUGUAGUAAAACUAGCAGUAUUUUUAAAUGUUAUUGAAAAUUUAGCCUUAUUGGGAUUGACACAGUGGACAUCAUCAUUUAACUACCCUUAUCAUGAGGUAUGCUUUAAAACAUUUAUUGGAACCUCAAUAUUUUACAUGUUCUUCACUUGCAUGAUGAUGACAAAAUACAGAAGAAGACAAACAAAUUCCCCAACAGAAGCAUACUCUUUAAAACUAAAAUGGCGAGCAUUUUCUAUUAAUGUUGGGUCCUUUGCAUUUGCCGCCUAUUUCUUUUUAAGACAUAAUAGACUGUGUGAACCUUAUGUUUAUUCUAUGUUUGGAUUCUCUGAAUAUAUAGUAGUAGUCAGCAAUAUACUAUUUCACAUGACAACAAUAUAUGAUCUCAAAGUACAAUAUAUUUAUUUUACUAGAAAAGGCAUAACCAUAGAAUGACUCAGGAUUUUAAGUAACUUAUUUUUGGUACAGGAGGAUAUUAAAGCAUUUGGUACAAAUGAGAAGUUUUCAGGAAUAACAUAAUUAUUUAAAUUUAUUCUAAACAGAUCUUAAUUAAAUAACAGUUCAAAAAUAAAUAUAUCAGUAUCAUGGAUAAAGAAAUAUUGGAAUAACACGGAUGUUACAUCAUUUAGUGCUUACUAAAAAAAAAUUAGUACAUUUGUUUUUCGACAUGCAUGUAAUAGAUGCAGAAAAAAGGAACAAACUUACCUAUUGUAGACAUUAAGAUACUUAUAUACUCAUAUUCAAUUGAAUAUUGCUCAUCAACAUUAGGUGCUGAUAUAAAAUACUUGGGUGAUUAAAAUUUUUAUUACACAUAAUUAUGUAAGUAAAUGACCUUAAUAUUUUUAUAGAAUGUACAUAAAUAUUAACUAUUAUUUAUGCUAUAUAGAUAAUCGUAUUGAUAAUGGUAGCUUAAAACUAUACAGGUUGUAAAUUGUGCAUAAGCAUGGAGCUUUAAUAAAAAUGCUACUUUUUAGUUGUUUCAAUAUCUACCUAUAGUAAUGAUUAUGGAUUUCUUGAUAUUGUCAACAUGUUUUUAACAUAUUCAUACCAAACCAGUAAGUAUUUGUAAACCAAAAUAUA